AAUUCCUCAUCCUCCAUCCUCCUCAGCAAGUCGGAUACAAGAUAAAAGAUUUUAAGCUUUCCCAACCAAUUCCUAAACAACUGAAAUAUCUUAUUUGAGUCUUCCCCAAAUUGACAAGAUGCAGAGCUUCAACCUACUUAUCGUAUUCGCAGCAGUGUUGUUGAUCAACACUCAAGUGAAUUGUGGCUCGUUUGUGUGUCCCAUUCCCGGUCAACCUGAAGACCAAAAAGAUGCCUAUUGCAUCCGAAGAAUAACUCGCGAGGAGCUCCGUGAUCCGGCUAAUAAAAAUGCAACCAUGUUCAAGCUCCACAUAACCGAAAAAGGUGAAGAUGGAUUUACCUGCGAUGAUGUGAUUUUGAACGGUAAACCGGCCAGAGACAGCUUUUGUUGCAAUGCUCCAGGUGACAUUGGUGUGGUUCUGCCAAGUCCCCAAAGCAUGUGGGAUAACAAAUGCAGCAUCAUUGAAGAUUGAAGACCAACAUAUCCUUCCUUCCCCCCUUGAAUUUCUCUUCGAAUCGGAUCAUCCUCAUUGGCUGCAUCUUUUAUAAUAACCUAAACUUCUUGCUCAUUCUAGACUCACAAAAUCCUGAAAUUGUAGUAGAAAUUUGAUUCUUAUCAGCAUAAUCUCAUCUCACUAUUCAUCUUUUGGCCUCAUCUAUUCAGUUCACAUUUUGAAAAGAAAAGAAAAAUUGGUGCAAACACCAGGAAAAAAAACAAUGAACACUUG
This is a messenger RNA of Puccinia graminis f. sp. tritici CRL 75-36-700-3, 727 nucleotides long. RefSeq lists its product as uncharacterized. The coding region runs from base 119 to 472 and encodes 117 amino acids. Lineage: Eukaryota; Fungi; Basidiomycota; Pucciniomycetes; Pucciniales; Pucciniaceae. The transcript is spliced from 3 exons. The record is from RefSeq and is a predicted model, not a curated record.